AUGACUGGCUCCAUCGGUCCAUGCGACGACAAGAACAAGAGUAUCUUGCCGCAGCAACAACCAUGCAUGCCUCGUGAGCAAGACCAGUACAUGCCAAUCGCAAACGUGAUAAGGAUCAUGCGUAGAAUCUUACCGCCACACGCCAAAAUCUCUGACGACGCCAAAGAAACGAUUCAAGAAUGCGUCUCCGAGUACAUCAGCUUCGUGACUGGUGAAGCUAACGAGCGUUGCCAACGUGAGCAACGUAAGACAAUAACUGCUGAAGAUAUCCUUUGGGCGAUGAGCAAGCUAGGGUUUGAUGAUUACGUUGGACCACUCAACGUGUUCAUUAACAGGUACCGUGAGUUUGAGACUGAUCGUGGGUGUUCACUUAGAGGUGAGUCGUCAUCGUUUAAACCGGUUUAUGGAGGAAGUGGUAUGGGGUUUCAUGGCCCACCCCCACCGGGUCCUUAUGGUUAUGGUAUGUUGGAUCAGUCUGUGGUUAUGGGUGGUGGUCGGUAUUACCAAAACGGAUCGGGUCAGGAUGGAUCCGGUGGUGGUGGUGGUGGAUCUUCAUCUUCGAUGAAUGGGAUGCCAGUUUAUGACCCUUAUGGUCAGUUUAAAUGA
Eruca vesicaria subsp. sativa (arugula) is the source of this 606-nucleotide messenger RNA. The record is from the annotation of a GenBank genome assembly. Lineage: Eukaryota; Viridiplantae; Streptophyta; Magnoliopsida; Brassicales; Brassicaceae.